GGCCUAUUGUUGCUCUCACUGAGCCUAUUGCCUAUUCCGGACUAGCUUACUUCCCGAGAUAACUCCGCCCUCACUUGUUCCGCCAGCUCAAAGAGCUCUCACGUCUCUCACUUCCAUCAAGACCAUCUAUCUGUCGUUGCUGCUUUUAAUUUUGAUAGAUUGGCUCAAUUUAUUUGCCUCCAAUAUCUCAACCCGUCCAUGAACAAAACCUAGUGCGUCUCUGCCUCUGCAGGCGCGUUUUCGACACCGAAGGACGGACUACAAAACGCCGACGCCGCAGAUUUCCCUUUGAUCAGACUCACUUCUCCUCGAACUCAAAAUGCCUCACGCGACGGGACCGGGUGCAUCUGAACCCGAAGAUGCUGACUUCGACAAUGUGAUGAGACAGCUGAACGGCCCCUUUGGGGAAGGCGACGUGUCUUUUGAUUUCAUGACACGCGAGUUGGACCCCGGAGAGAAAGCGGACGACGCCGUUGACUACGAGGACUUUGAUGACGACGAGCUUCCUGAGGAAGAAGAGGCUGCAACUACCCUUCCUGCGGAAGGUACAGCGGCUACAGUUCGGGAGGACGAUGAUAUCCAAGGCCUAUUCGAUGAACCCGAUGAUCUGUUUGGGGAGCAGACAAAAGAUGGACAGGCGGCAGAUGAUGGCCUGGAUGAUCUGUUUGGUGAUGGCACAGCGGCAGAAGAACAGGAAUAUCAGAUGAAGGAUCUGUUUUUUGAAGAAGGGGGACCCUCGGCUGCUGGUACAGCCAUCCCACCUCCUGCCGCAGAGACUCUCGAGACUGUGAGAAUGGAUGAGGAGGAAGAAAUAUCAGAAGAAGAAGACGCCAUGUCCACAGCUGAAGAGGAUAUGGAUCCAGCUACUCUACGAGCGUGGAAGCUUCAGCAGGCCCUGUUUGCGAUGUCUGCCUACGGUCCAGAUAACCCGCCCGCACCACCGGAGAAUGCCGAAGAGCUUCUGCAGUCUCUGUUUCCUGGCUUCGAUCCCAAGGUUCUACCCCGGUUUUUGGAACUCAUCCCCCACAAGAAGGCCUUCUUCGUUGGCAAGCAACCUCUUAAACCCCCAAGGCCCGUUCUACCAACGAAAGUCAGUAUCGAACUCGCACAGGAUCAGGAGAAGUCAUUCAAAAUGGCAGGCAAAGUUCAUAAACGCCCGUUCGAGUCCGAGCAUUUCGGAACCGUGCAUAUAACUGACCAUCGGGAAGAAGAAGAAGAAGAUAAUGACUUUAAGGCAGACUUCGAUCACGAUAUGGAUAAUGACGAAAUCCUUCCUGGAGGAAUCAGCCUGGAAGAUCUUCAGGUCGUAUGCACAAAUUGGGACGUCCAAUCUGAAUUGUCUGAGAUGGAAGUUGAUGAGGAGCCUUUUGUAAAUGGGAUGGAAGAUGCAGUCGGUGAGGACGAUUGGCUUGUUGAGACGACUCGUCCAGCGAAAAAGCGCAAGGUCGGGCCAGACCCUUCCGAUGUUAUCGCUUUGUCUCAUAUCGAUAUACCACUUCUUGACGACCCCGAACAAGUGACAUCUAGAAUUGCUCGGAAGGUUACGCUCGACAUGAAUGAUCCUCACUUAGUCUUGGAUGAACGGAACGCUGAAUCCGUGGCACAGGUACCCAAAGCCUUGCGAGCUUUCAGCAGGGAUGAAAUGGAUGCCAGCCUUACUCGACGCCUGAAUCAGCGCUACAAUAUAUCGAACGAUCAGGCGUACGACAUGUUGAAACAGAACCACCAGAACAAAGUCCGGAGCACCUUGGGCAAUGUUAGUCUUGAACACAGUAUGCCAGCAUUGCGUUUACAGUGGCCAUAUUACAAGACAGAGCUAGCCAAAGCGGAAGCUCGAUCAUUUCAUCGUCCAGCUUUGUCUUUUCGUCCAGGUCAAACUUGUUGGUUCAAGAACCCAUCGCAUGUCAAACGCAAGCACCAAAAGGGCAAGGAUAUCAAAACUCUUUACAAUACGACAAAGGAUCUCUCAAUGGCAGAUAACUCAAACGUCCUGCUACUUGAAAAUUCAGAAGAAGUGCCAACCAUGCUGUCGAACUUUGGAAUGGCCAAUCGUUUCAUCAAUUACUAUCGAAAGAAGAGCAUGGAGGACCCUACUCGUCCAAAAGCGGAAAUUGGUGAAACAGCCGUCCUUCUUCCACAAGACAAGGGCCCAUUCUCUAUCUUUGGGCAUGUGGACCCUGGUGAGGUCACGCCAACAAUCUCAAAUUCCAUGUAUCGGGCACCAUUGUUCCAGCAUAAGGCUAAAACAACCGAUUUCCUUGUGGUGCGCAGCAGUACAGGCUCCAGCGGUAGCAACUAUUAUCUCAGAAAUAUUGAAAACCUGUAUAUUGUAGGGCAACAAUUCCCGUCCGUCGAUGUUCCUGGCCCGCAUUCACGAAAGGUCACGACAGUUGCGAAGAAUCGCAUGAGAAUGCUUGUUUAUCGCCUUUUGAAGAAAAGUCCAGACUUGAGACUUUCAAUAAGCGACGUCACGGCCCAUAUACCCGGCACCACUGAUAUGCAGAACCGCCAGAAAGUGAAAGACUUCCUUCAGCAUGACAAGGAUUCAAAGUAUUGGGUACCGACGGAGCCGGUUCCUGACCAAGAUACCAUUCGGUCUUGGGUUCAGCCAGAAGACGUCUGCCUUCUGGAAUCCAUGCAAGUCGGUCAACAGCACCUUCACGAUACUGGUUACGGGAACGAUGCCGAAACUGGAGGUGAUGACGACGAAGAUGCAGAGGGGGAAAGUUUCGAACAAUUGAUGGCUCCUUGGAAGACUACCCGGAACUUCCUCCUGGCAUCCCAGGGUAAGGCCAUGCUUAAGCUCCAUGGAGAAGGCGAUCCCACCGGCCGUGGUGAAGGAUUCAGCUUUAUCAAGACAUCUAUGAAAGGGGGGUUCAAAGCUAUUGGCGAAAGUGUGGAGGACAAGCUUGACGCGCAAAGGCUUAAAGAGCUCGGCGGGCAUAGUUACAACGUUGCCAGACAGCAGAAAUCAUAUGAGACGUCUAUUCGACGAAUCUGGGAUGCCCAGAUGGCUAGCUUAUCUUCCACCGUCGAGCAAUCUGAUGAAGAGAGCGAUAUGGACCAGGAGGAGGAAGAGUUCGGUAAACCUACUCCGCGAUCUGAAGCUCCUACACCUGCUCCGCUUCGUCGCGAUGACGAGACUACCAGCCAGUUCAGUAAGAUUAGCGCUACGAGCCAGAGGGGCAAAGUUCUGCGUAUCAUGCGUGACUUCAGGGAUGAGAACGGUCAAAUAGUCCGCAAAGAACAAGUUAUCUGGGAUCCCCGUGUUAUUAGGAAAUAUAUGCAACACCGACACCGAUUUGAAACGUUGCAUACGAAACUCGAAUCACUUCAGCCAACGGGCGAUCCGGAAGUGGACGCUCGCAACAAGAGACUCAUCGAGGCCGAGUUAAGCCGGCUCAACCGCAACAAAGAACGUCGCUUCGCCCGUGAGAAGCAGAAGGGAGUGGUUAGGGGGUCAACUGGAGAGUCCCCAGCCGAUGGGCAAACACCAUCCACACCCGCCAAAGCAGGAGGAACCCAGCGAAAGUGCGCCAACUGCGGUCAGGUCGGCCACAUAAAAACGAACAAAAAACUCUGUCCCCUCCUCAACGGUACAAUGCGCCCACCAGACCCCACCGCCGGAUCCGCCUUCCCAAUGGGCGCGCCGCCGAUUGUUUAAUAAAAAAAAGGUACAUCCAUAUUUAGUACUUACCAUCCUCAAUAUUAUCAUCUCCGUUUGCAAUUGAUACCCCGGGUCCCUCGUCUUUUUUAAUCUCCUUUCUUUCUGCUGAUUUUGUUCUUUGUUGGGUGGCUGUAUUUCAAUUCAAUUCUACAUUGUUUUCCCGGGUGGGGUUGCAGAAAUAUUGCAGAUAUGCUUAUGUGGGCCAAGGGGCCAUGGAUGAUUUCUCGAUUCCCAUGGCCAGCAGGAGUUCACCUAUGGUGGUGUUGGUUGUUUUUAUGUGAAACUUACAUUUCUUUCAUCUCGCUGAAGCAUGUGCAGAAUGUAUAAUUUGAAUUUCCUUUUGAUGAGCACUGCCGCUCCGAGGUCAUUAAAUCGAGAAUACUAUACGCUGGGCUUUUGAGGCAGCUGAACCUA
Messenger RNA from Monascus purpureus, 4081 nucleotides. The record is from the annotation of a GenBank genome assembly. NCBI's taxonomy places the organism in Eukaryota, Fungi, Ascomycota, Eurotiomycetes, Eurotiales, Aspergillaceae.